AUGCUCGAAACUGAGCAGUAUGAGAUCCCUGAACAAGGCACUGAUCCGAAUAUAAUACUUAAGAAAUAUCAUAUAAUUGUGGAGGAUCUCAAACGUGAUUUACAAUUAUGCAAGGAAGAACAAAAUAAUAUAAGGACUGAGUUAGAAACUCUAAGAAAUGAGAGCCAAAAGAUUUAUGAUAUAAAAGAAUCUUUAGACCAUAUUCAUUUGAAAGAAUGUGGUGAUGAAGAUUCUCAUAGAAAGCAAAUAGCAAAUUUACAGGAACGUCUUGCACUUUUAGUGACUGAGAAAGAUUCAGCUCUGCAGCUAUGGCAUAUGUCAUUAAAUACCAUAAGUGCUUUAGAGGAAGAAUUAAGAGGACUCCGUACAAAUGGAAAAGGUACAAAGUUCUAUCAAGACCAAGCAAAUGCAAUUAAGGAAAGUUAUUCUGAGGCUAUCAAAAUGUUAGAAGAAAAACUUACACAGGCCAAAGAUAAUUUUGUAAAAUACCAAACACUGUAUCAAACAAGCAAGGAAAGAGUUGAAUGUUUAACCAAGGAAAAGGACGAAAUAAUGGAGAAAUUUAGAAAUUUCCAAAUAGAUGCUCAAGAAAAAGACAGGAAUAGCCAAGUGACAAUAGAGACACUAAAAAUGGAAUUAGCUUAUGCCAAAACAGAAAGUAACAAGAUAGUGCAAGCUAAAUUAGAACUGGAAAAGAAACUGAAUGAAGUUAAGAGAUAUGCUGACAAUAUAGUAGAAAAAGAUAAGGAAACCAAGAAUAAAAUGGCAGAAGCCAUUGAACUAAUAGAAUCUGCAGUUAGGGAAAAAGAUUUGGUGCUUCAUCGUGAAAGUCUUGCUUUGGAAGAAAAAGCCCGAUUGGAACAUAGGUUGGCAAUAAUAGCUAGUGAAUACGAUACAAAGAUACAGGAAUUGAAUAAAAAGACACAAGAUGAAAUUGAAUUUAACACAAAAAAGUACUUAAUGGAAAUUAAAGAAUUUAAAACAGAAUUACAAAAUAAGGUUGGAUUAUUAGAAAAAACUCAGAGAGAGCUGCAAUUUACCGAAGAGGAACUGACUAAGACACGUAGGGACUCCACUGUGAAACUACUCGAAUAUGAACAGAAAGCAAAACGUUUGGAAGUUCAGUUACAAGUGUACGAUGAAACCAUUGCUAAGAACAGAUAUGAUGUGGAAAUUACACAGCUGAAAGAAAAAAUUACUAUUCUGGAAAAUAACCUGGCUACUUCAAAUGAUAAGUUACAGAAAUUAGAAUGGCAGCAUUCCACUAAUGUAGAAGAUCAGAUUAAGAAAGCUAAUCGUGAUAAUAAAGAUACACUAAAACAAUACUCUGACUUAGAAAGUCAAUUAUUAAAAACAUUAGGUGACAAAGAGAACCUCAUUUUACAGUUAAAGUCACUAAAACAUGAUUUUGACUCUGAAAUACAGAAAAGAGAUAAUGAAAGGCAUUCUCUUGAGAAUAAAAUUCAUGAAUUGGAAGUGAAUCUCCACAAGGCAAAUUGUAUGAGAGAGUCUAAAUUGAAAGAUACUCUUAAUGAAGAAAUGAAUCCUUAUCUAUAUGAUCUAAAAAAUAAACAUUCUUUGGAUAUAACAGUAGAAAAUAAAUGUCAUUGCUGCCAAUCAGUAUUGUCAGAUCAUGUGAAUAAAUUGCAGGAGAAGUUUGAUAGAAAAACAAAGGAGUUAAUCCAUCAUGUUCAAGUUCAUCAGAAAUUAAGUAAAAAAUGGAGAGAUGAAGUAAAAUCAUUGACAGUGAAGUUUCAAGGAAAAACCAAAGAACUUAGGAGUAAAAUAAACAUAUUGCAAAAAGAAAAUAAUGAAUUAAGUGAAGCACUAUUAGCUUGCAAACAACAACUGGCACAACAUACAUUGCAAGAUAUACAAAGAUUCAACACAAGUGAAAUUAGGUGA
This is a messenger RNA of Dufourea novaeangliae, 1905 nucleotides long. Its product is annotated as sodium channel and clathrin linker 1-like. Bases 1 to 1905 code for a protein of 634 amino acids. Lineage: Eukaryota; Metazoa; Arthropoda; Insecta; Hymenoptera; Halictidae. Gene Ontology annotation, biological process: cilium assembly; clustering of voltage-gated sodium channels. The record is from RefSeq and is a predicted model, not a curated record. Gene Ontology annotation, cellular component: centriole. The transcript is spliced from 7 exons.